Messenger RNA from Physella acuta, 3632 nucleotides. Its product is annotated as toll-like receptor Tollo. The record is from RefSeq and is a predicted model, not a curated record. NCBI's taxonomy places the organism in Eukaryota, Metazoa, Mollusca, Gastropoda, Physidae. Gene Ontology annotation, biological process: signal transduction. Gene Ontology annotation, cellular component: plasma membrane. Gene Ontology annotation, molecular function: protein binding; signaling receptor activity.
UAUCUCUUCUUCUUGACCUUGUCGAGCUGACUUUGACCUUCAUGGGAAUAACAGACGAGAUUUGGGAGGAGCUGAACUCUGCGACGCUGGGCAGACUGUACCUGACGGGCAACGCCCUGACCACGGUCAAGGCCGCCCGGGUGAGGUCCGUCAGGGUCAUGCAGCUGGGAGAAAACAACAUCACCACACUGGAGAGGGGAACUUUCCAGAACCACAGCAGCUUGACUUUUUUAAACGUGAGCAGGAACAGCAUCGGAUCUCUGCCGGAGAUGUUGUUUCCGGCAAACAACAGCUUGAUAGCUCUGGAUAUCAGCUCCAACCUCCUGCGGGAAGUAGACGAAUGCGCUCUGAGAGGACUCGCCAAGCUCUUGUAUCUGGAUCUCAGCAACAACCUCCUGGAGAUGCUUCCCAGUAAGGUCUUCAGCGAUCUCGUCUCGCUGCAGUUCUUGUACCUCCAAGGCAACAAACUCACCUCAAUUCCUGUGAUGUCCGCUAUGACGAAUCUCAUCAUACUCAACGUCAGCUACAACGAUUUGAUCUCCCUGACCGACGUCGAUCUCCAAGGCCUCGCCAAACUGCAAAUUCUCCACGCCAACAACAACCGUCUCCAGUUCGUGACGCCGUACUUCGCCGCCAACAGCCCGAUCUUGGCGUCCCUCUGGUUACAGAACAACCUCAUCUCCGAGGUCGGUACUAUGGGACAGCACCCGUCACUGUACGAGCUUCGUCUGGACAACAACUCCUUGACCGACUUCAACCGCGGCUCGCCCUUCAUCGACAUGAAAAACCUCAACUACUUAUUCCUCGACAGCAACCAGCUUCAAAGCAUCAGACCGCAUUGGUUCCCGCCUACUCUUCAAGCGCUGUCCAUUGGUCGAAACUAUUUUCUCCAGUUUUAUUCUACGAGUUUUAUCAACUUGCCUCAGUUAAAAGCCGUGGAUCUCUCAAACAAUCUGGGCAGCAACGCACUUUUAAUCCCCAGCUACGCUGUCAACACGUUCAAAGACAACAACCCCAAACCGACAUUCGAUAUGAGCAACAACGUCUUCUUCUGCACGUGCGAGAUGGCUUACCUCAAAGUCAUCGCUGAAGACGGUUACCGGACGAUCGUGUUUCAGAGGUUUUAUCCCCAGUUUAUCAACCUGAAGUUUUCUUACUGCUACACCGAGUACGAACGGGCGCAGCUUCGUCCUUUCAACGAUGUACCGCUGAGUGAUUUCACGUGCAAGUACACCGAGCGCUUCUGCGACUUCGGCUGCAACUGCUGCCCAGACAGUGAGUGCGACUGCGCGCUGACGUGCCCGGAAAACUGUUCCUGCUACGUAGCCGGGUCCGGCUUUGCGAAAACGUACUUCCACAUCCACUGCGGGAACCGGAACUUGACCGCCGUCCCUGAUGGGAUCCCGCCCCGGGCGACCAGCGUUUACCUGGAUGGGAAUCUCCUGGACACGGUUCGAUACGCAGACCUGAACCACCUUAGGAAGACAGAAAUACUUUGGUUAAACGGAAGUUCUGUCUCGUCCAUUGAGGACUUCGCUUUCAACAACAUGUCGUCACUCAUCCAACUUCAUCUCGACAACAACAUGCUCACCCAAAUAUCCAACGAAACAUUUGGACCGUUAAACAAACUAACCCAUCUCUAUCUUCAUAACAACCGUAUCACUUCCAUAACCUACGAUGCUUUUUCUGGGCUGACGUCUUUAGAAACGUUAACUCUCCAUGGCAACAGACUUCUAUUUUUGGAUCUCAAACGGGGUGCGGCCCUCAUCGCCGUCACCCUCUCGGGCAACCCCUGGUUGUGUCCGUGCAGCAACCUGUCGUCCGGCGUCAUCAGCGUCAUCAGAAACGUCUUCAGUGACGCCGUGCAAGACGGCUCCAGACUCGCCUGCUGCCUGCCGGAGCUCGUCGCCCCGGGAUACGUCCACACAAACAGCUCGCAACACCGGAACCAGAGCGACGACCCUGACAUUUCUUUCCCCAACCGGAAGUGUUUUUACCUCUCGUCUUUUGAAUCCAGCGUCGAUUGCAGAUCCAACAUCACGUGGCUCCCGUCGACGGACACGUCUGUGGCGUCCACGCCUGCUCACGUCAUUGCCCUGAUUGUAACGGCCGUCUGCCUGCUGGCAGUGCUCACGCUGGCCGUCGUCGGGCUGAUCAAAAGGCGGGAACUUCAGGCUUGGACAUUUGUCAAACUCGGGGUCCGUGUCUACGACCAAAAAGCCAAGUACGACAAGUUGGAUGCCGGGACGAAGCAGUUUGAUGCCUUCAUCUCCUACAGUAGUAUGGACACGGAGUUUGUGGCUAGGACUCUGGUGCCUGGUCUAGAGGACAAGAGGUACAGACUGUGUGUCCACUACCGGGAUUUCCCCGUAGGACGUAACAUCACGGACACCAUAGUGAGAGCUAUAGAAGAGAGCAGCAGGACCAUACUGGUGCUGUCCUCCAACUUCCUGCACAGUGAGUGGUGCAGGUUUGAGUUCCAGACUGCCCACUAUCAUAUACUAAGGGAGGGAACUCACCGACUUAUAAUUGUCCUGCUGGGGGACAUCCCUGAAGAGGAGUUGGACCCGGAUUUAAAGGUUCAGAUGAAAUCUAAAACCUACCUCAAGUUCAAUGACCCGUGGUUCUGGGAGAAGUUGUACUUCUCCUUGCCUAACCCCAGGGAACCGAACCCAGGGGGUGAUGACCCGCUACGGGGGAUGAAGAUUUUAGCCGGGGAUGCAGGGGACGUAAUCCACGCGAAUGAAGAAAAGCACAAACAAUUGGAAGAAAUAGAGGAAAACUAGCAAGGGGAAGUAACUUCAAAUGGUUAAAAACUACAGCAGAAAAUGCUGGGACAAUUAUAUGGUGUUACGUACUGGCAAUGACUGGUGGUCUUUUUAAUGGUCAUUUUGCUGGACAUUGUAUAGACAGCAUGCUGGACGUGAUGCCGGACACAAAUCUUGUUGCACGUGGUGUUAAACACUCGGCUAGAUUCAAAGAUGAGCAUUGUAAACAUUCCGUUUCUUUAUCCAAGAGAUGAUGUCAUGUAUGAACAGUUCUGACAUGGAUAUGUAGGCAUUUAAAAUUAGAUUUUUUUAAAAACUUAAUUAAUUAAGUUCAAACUAAUUAGACCACCACCCCUUCACCAAGUGUUGCUUCACUCACGGACGACACAUAAAAAAUGUCUUUCAAAUUGAGGGGAAAUGGUUAAACGGACAGAUGAUUAGAGUUAUCGGCUCCUGAGACGUUUUCAUGUGAUGGAAUAGUAUUAGUAUGGUCCACAAAACUACUUUUAAUGAAGAAGAAAAUUCGUAUAAUGGUUGAUAACUUAUGACAAAAAAUUAAAUUGUAUUAUUAUGCUUACCUCCCUUUUUUUCUUUUUUCUUUAUUAUUUUGUGUGAAGAAUUUUCUAACGAAUCCGAGGACUACGAAUCAUCAAACAAAAUAUUUCUUCAACUGAAAUCAAUCAAUAAUAGUGUUACAGAAUGUUAUUUAUUGAACACUGGUAAUCCAUACAAUAAAAAAAUUUAACAUAGCACUUAACAAAAACGAUCAGCAAUGUAAGAAACCUUCAUCCCAUAACUGACCUGAUCAAUUGCAUCGGCGUGAUAGAUUUAUUGAAAAUAGAUGGUGUACAAUAAAAGAAUAGA